AAGCAAAUAGAGAUGGAGGAGCGUAUCGAGGAGGAGCUGUCGGAGACUGUUGAGGGGUGGUCGUGUAUGACUGACAAGGAAAGGAGGGACUUACGGAGAGUGCGAAUUGGUGCUGAGUUAGGUUCCAACUUCGGCACCUCAUUUAUCAUGCUCAUAACCUAUGUAGCAUCAAGCAGCGGAUGCUCGACUCUUGCACUAUUUCUGGCGCUGGUGCUCUGAUGGAUUUCUUUAAAUUCCCCUGACUUCAUAGAAACACUGGGU
Messenger RNA from Suillus discolor, 261 nucleotides. RefSeq lists its product as uncharacterized. The transcript is spliced from 3 exons. Bases 13 to 219 code for a protein of 68 amino acids. The record is from RefSeq and is a predicted model, not a curated record. Lineage: Eukaryota; Fungi; Basidiomycota; Agaricomycetes; Boletales; Suillaceae.